Molecule: messenger RNA, 4046 nt
Organism: Larimichthys crocea (large yellow croaker)
Lineage: Eukaryota; Metazoa; Chordata; Actinopteri; Sciaenidae
Gene: angpt1
Product: angiopoietin 1
Exons: 9
Coding region: 598-2217 (539 amino acids)
Biological process (GO): blood coagulation
Source: RefSeq, a predicted model, not a curated record
UGCCAGGCUCACACACACACACAGAACACACACACACACACUUGGUCGUGCACACAUACUCACAUUCCUGUGCAGGCUCUGUGAGGGGCAGGCGCAGAGUGUGCUGCAAGCUUGGAAAUGUUCUUCAGAGUCUCUCUCACUCUCACUCUCCCCAGUCGUUAACUCAGAGAGCAGAGGAGGAAGGGAAGGCAGAGAGACCAGGGGAGGUCUGACGACACCAUCCCAGCUCACCCGGCACCUAUUUUAAAUGCACACUUUGAUAAAUGCAAGCGCACAGUCUGCGUCUGGCUGUGAUUUACUGGACGAACGUUGAGGUUUGUAACCAAACUGUCACUCUGCGGGAGAUGUGUGCAACUUUUGCUGCCAGAACCAAAAGUUAAAGGAGCUUUUGGACACAUAGCAUGUGUUAGUGUUCAGUAGUAGCAGUAGCUUUUGAUGUCGGAGGUCCAAUGUGAAGAUGGAUGGCGCAUGUUCCAGGCUGACGGUGUUCUUCACUGUUGAUUGAUCCAGCUUUGAAGGGAACAUCCAGCAAAGUGAAGAAGGAGCAGCUCAAGAUACAAGAACUCAACUCACCUGCAACCUUUACCACAGGCUGAUAUGAUGCUGUGGUACAACUUUGGCCACCACUUGGUCUCUCUGGCAGCACUUCUGGUGAUUGUGAACUGCGGAGGUGGGGAGCAGAGGAGAGGGACGGAUAGCAGCAGCACCAGCAGCAGCAGCACAGGUGGCGGCAGCAGUAGCAGUAGCAGCAGUAGUAGUGGAGGAAGUGGUAGUAAUAAUUACAGCAACAGGCGCUUUCAUAAGAUCCAACAUGGCCAGUGCACCUAUACGUUCAUCCUACCUGAGGGAGAUGGAGGCAGAGGAGGCUCCUGCAGGGAGGCGAAAGCCGGCAGCCCCCAGCCCAACACCAACUCUCUCCAGAGAGAUGCUCCGCCACCUGAGCCAGACUUUCCCAGCCAGAAGAUCCAGCAGCUCGAGCACAUUAUGGAGAAUUACACGCAGUGGCUACAGAAGAUUGAGAACUACAUCAAAGAGAGCAUGAAGACAGAGAUGGCUCAACUGCAGCAGAGCGCCGUCCACAACCACACAGCGGCUAUGUUGGAAAUGGGCACCAACCUUCUUUCUCAGACAGCCGAACAGACACGCAAGUUAACUGAUGUUGAGACACAGGUUCUGAAUCAGACAUCCAGGCUUGAGAUCCAGUUGCUGGAAAAUUCUCUUUCCACUAACAAGCUGGAGAAAGAGUUAAUGGUCCAGACUAAUGAGAUCAGCAAGCUGCAUGACAAGAACAGCCUCCUGGAGCAGAAGAUGUUAGAAAUGGAGAUGCGUCACCGUGAAGAGCUGGAGACGCUGAAGCAGGAGAAGGGCAGUCUCCAGGUCCUGGUGGGGAGCCAGAGCGGAGUUAUCAGGGAGCUAGAAGCCCAGCUGAGCCGUGCCACAGGAAACAGCACGGCCCUGCAGAGACAGCAGCAAGAGAUGAUGGAUACCGUCCAUAACCUGCUCAACCUCUGCUCCAAAGAUGGAGUUGUGCCAAAUAGCACAAAGGUCGCGGAAGAAGAGAAGAAGUUCCGCGACUGUGCCGACCUCUACCAGGCUGGCAUCCAUAAGAACGGACUCUACACCAUCCAGAUCAACCCUCAGGAGACCAAAAAGGUGUAUUGCAACAUGGAAACAGCCGGCGGUGGAUGGACGGUCAUCCAGCGCAGAGAGGACGGCAGUGUAGACUUCCAGAGGACGUGGAAGGAGUACAAGAUGGGCUUUGGGAGCAUGUCCGCAGAGCACUGGUUGGGGAACGAAUAUGUUUACCAGCUGACCAGCCAGAGGCAGUACGCCCUCCGUGUGGAACUGACAGACUGGGACGGACACCAGGCUUUCUCACUUUAUGACCGCUUCCAAAUCGGCAGUGAGAAACAGAACUACAGGCUGUUCCUGAAAAGCCACAGUGGGACUGCAGGCAGACAGAGCAGUCUAGUAAUCCACGGAGCAGAUUUCAGCACCAAGGACAUGGACAAUGACAACUGCAUGUGCAAGUGCGCCCUCAUGCUCACUGGUGGUUGGUGGUUUGAUGCCUGCGGCCCCUCAAAUCUGAACGGCAUGUACUUCACUCAAGGACAACACAUAGGGAAGUUGAAUGGUAUCAAGUGGCACUACUUCAAGGGCCCCAGCUACUCGCUACGAGCCACUGCCAUGAUGAUCCGCCCGUUGGACUUCUCCUAGAACUCUGAGCUCGCAAACUUUCCAAAUGGCUUUGUAGCACAUUAGAGGGAUGCUUUCUAUUUUAUCCUCUUGUCUCAUCUCAUUUCGCAGCUCAUGGGAGUCAUCCCAAUACAUUUUUUAUUCAACAUGGUUCUUCCCCAGAGCAACUGCUGUUGCCUCAUAACCUUUUCCCCUCAAUGAACUGAAAAGCAGCCAUGGGGAGGAAGCCAGAGCAAGACAUGAUUCACCCGAACUGAUUUCUGUUCCGGAGCAGAUUCACAAACUUUUUUGAACCUUUAUUUAAGGACAAUUGCGUUCAGGUGCUUCAUCUCACCCCAGGAAUUUGUGAACAUUUUCAGCUUGUAUGUGUAUUCAAGCAUGAUGUCAAACCGCAAAUGUCCUGGGGACCUGUUGUGUUGUUAUAAUGGACUUGAACUCUUCUGAAUGGAAAGCAGCUAUCACGAAGCAGCACUGACUCUUAAACUGCAGGACAGAACUCAUUUGGGACGCUCUGAGGAGACGAAUAAGAGAUGUGGCUUUUUUUUUAUUAGGAUGUUGCUCACAGAACGCAGCCCAUAAAUAUUACUAUUGUAUUAUAUAUUGUGUUUUUAGUAUUUUUUUGUUAUCCCAACUGUAUACUAUAUCCAAAGUGAGUUGAAAUUGUCUUUUGUACUGUACAGUGUAUACUGAAUCUGCAUUAUGUAUAAAACAUACACGCUAAGGUGACCUUGCGAGUGAUUGCUUAGAGUUAUAGGGGUCACUUGCAGUAUUUGCUGGCAAUUUCACACCAGGCAAGAGAGUGUGAUUAUUUUUAGAGUUCAAGAUGUGAGGUUAUUAUUGGAUUAGAUUCUGGACUAAGAUCUAUUUGCCUUUGUUAUUGGCUGAGAAACGGCUAAUACCUGCCAAGGUUCAGAUUGUGAGCGAUCACCUUACCUCUGCUCAAUAUGAAAAACAAAGACAUUAAUUCAGAUGCAUUUAAUUAGUGAUAAAUAAUAAUUACAGCUGUGCGGUGAAAGAAAAUCUAGAUUUGCAUAUACAGUACAAGUAAUGUGUAUUUUCAAAAAUACACACAGAUAUAAUAAAGUAAUGAUCCUUCCAUCUUCACAAAGAUGUAAAUGCUUAUAUUAAGCUGCUGUCACACAGAGAAUGAGGCUAAGGUUAAAUUGACUGAAUUGUUACAUUAUGAAACCUCGAGACUGCUCCUGUCAGUUUUAUCAUAUUUUGACCUCUUACCGUAAGACAAAGAGCAGAUCAUGUAGACAAGUUAGAUCCAAAAUAUUUUUCACAGACAUCAACAUGACACAACCGCAGAAUCCAGCCCAGUUCUGUUUCUCAUCAAUGCAGCUUUGAGAAGAAGAAGAAGAAGAAGAAGAAAAAAAAAAAGGAGCUGGAGUUGGAUAUGAAGCAUGAAAUUAAUGAUUCCACCAAGUGAUCCGUGUGAACACAUAUUUCAUAACUUCCAGCAAAAACAGAAUCUACUGUGGAGUAUUUACUAAAGGUACAUGUGGCGGGAAGAUAAAGUGUAUCUGGAACUUGUAAAACUACAAUUGACAUGUUUAUUAGCAUACUAAAAUUGUAUAAUUUAACGUGUGUGUAUGUAAAGCAGCUUUCCUGAGGAAAGCUCUUCUUUUUUUUCUUUUUACUCUGCCAGAAGUACAAUGGUGUUUUGAAGUUGAGCAUAAAACAUGGAAGUUAAGAUAAUAACCCUGAAGAAAUGUGCCUUUGAUAACUCUGCUUUUACCUCAUUAAAUUCCAGAUUUACAGAUUUAUUUAAACAUCUUUUGUAACAUGUGGUCAGUGUUGUGUUGCUAGAUUAAAUAAAAGAGCAUGUGAUGCACUAAUGUUUUCAA